UGACAUCACUACAGCAGCAGCCCUUUAAACCUCUCACCCAGCCAGCGCCCCAUCCUGUCUGUCCAAGUCCAGAUAGAGCUGACUCCUUCCUGCGAGCCCUGAAGAGCCCCUCUCUCCCUAAACAUGGCCAACAAGGGACCUUCCUACGGCAUGAGCCGAGAAGUGCAAUCCAAAAUUGAGAAGAAGUACGAUGAAGAGCUGGAGGAACGGCUGGUGGAGUGGAUCGUAGUGCAGUGCGGCCCCGAUGUGGGGCGCCCGGACCGUGGGCGCCUGGGUUUCCAGGUCUGGCUGAAGAACGGCGUGAUUCUGAGCAAGCUGGUGAACAGCCUGUAUCCUGAUGGCUCCAAGCCAGUGAAGGUGCCUGAGAACCCCCCCUCCAUGGUCUUCAAGCAAAUGGAGCAGGUGGCUCAGUUCCUGAAGGCAGCGGAGGACUAUGGGGUCACCAAGACUGAUAUGUUCCAGACUGUUGACCUCUUUGAAGGCAAAGACAUGGCAGCAGUGCAGAGGACCCUGAUGGCUCUGGGCAGCUUGGCAGUGACCAAGAACGAUGGGCACUACCGUGGAGAUCCCAACUGGUUUAUGAAGAAAGCCCAGGAGCAUAAGAGGGAAUUCACAGACAGCCAGCUGCAGGAAGGAAAGCAUGUCAUUGGCCUACAGAUGGGCAGCAACAGAGGGGCCUCGCAGGCCGGCAUGACGGGCUACGGACGACCUCGGCAGAUCAUCAGUUAGAGGGCGAGGGCCAGCCCCCAGCCCCGCCCUGCCCCAGCUCAUUGGCUGCAGCCAUCCCACCUAGCCCAGCUCACCCACACCUGUAUAGUUCCUUCAGCCCUGGCCAAGCUUCGAGUCUCCGAGUCUCCGAGGCUCCCGCUCCGUCACUGAGCAAAGGUGACUGCGCUUGGGCAACUCUCCCCACCCCUCAGCCUAAGCCCAAUCUCUUACCCCAAAGCACCACUCCCCGGGCCCUCCUCCCAGCCCCCCACCACCUCUACUGUGUCUUCCUAUCCUGGGCUGAACAGGGUGGGGUGGGCUGGGCGUGGCCUGGGCGUGGGGCAAGUCCACUGUCCUCCUUGGCAGCAGAUGCCCAUUGAAGGAGACCCAGCCCAACCUCCCCUCCAUUUUUUGCUGGAAUAUUUUGGGGGUUGAAUUCAAAAAGGAAAAAAUAUAUAUAUAUCAAUCUUUUCUCAG
Molecule: messenger RNA, 1185 nt
Organism: Hipposideros armiger (great roundleaf bat)
Lineage: Eukaryota; Metazoa; Chordata; Mammalia; Chiroptera; Hipposideridae
Gene: TAGLN
Product: transgelin
Exons: 5
Coding region: 124-729 (201 amino acids)
Molecular function (GO): protein binding
Source: RefSeq, a predicted model, not a curated record